CCUGACAAACUGGACGGACAUUUGAACAGUGUGAUGUUGUCAUGUCUAUUACAAACAUUACAGCCUCAGAUGCACCAGUAUGUAGAGAAAAACAUAGGUUUUCAGAGGGUUGGUUAGACCAAGCAUGGGCAAACUAAGAUUCAGCUUUUUAAUCUGGCCCGCCAAGCAUUUCCAAAUUAUAUAAUUUAUUUAUAUUUUCAUUUGUUUUAGUUCACACAAAUGCUACAUCUAUCUGCUCCCUGUAUAAAAGUCUUUAUUUCUGUAGAUAGCAAAUCUGCUCCAUGGUUCAGUCUGCUCUCUUCUUCAGUGGUGUUUCCCCUCAGAGAGUUCUUUCUUUUAGAAUUCUGGAGAUUGAACUUUGACACCAAGUCACAUCCUGUUUCUUUGUAUUUGGGGAAAAGAAAAAAAUUCUACCUGUUGUUGGACAGGUUUCCAUUCAAGUUUGGUUUGAAACGUUAUGUUUGCUCUGAUUUAUAUGUAUAUCAUUUUCCCACCUGUUAUUUCUUUAUUGGUAAUUUUUCCUCAAAACGUUUUUAAAGAGUAAAAUGUCCAUUAGAGUAAAAUGUACUUGUUAAGUUGGGGCAAACAAAUAUUGGUAAGUUGGUAGGUGGGUACAAAGGUUGGUUGAUUGGUUAAUACCCAGAUCAUUUUUGUAAAUAAAUAGAUCAUUCGGUUUUCGUAUAUCAUAGGUCUGUAGUUAUUACCAUGGGUUAGUAGAUGAGUUCAUAAGUAUAUGUUUGUAAGUUGGUCGCUUUUUUUUUAUUGUAGCUAACAAGGUUUUUUUUCAUUGUAUUUUUCGUUAUUAGUCCCAACGUAAAGAAAGCUAAUGCUUAAUGUAUGCAAAUGAGUGUGCUGACGUCAUGCCCAAACAUCCUGCUCUUCUGAAGGAAUGUAGCCCGUGUCAGGUGAGCGGCGGUGGGCGGGGCUUCAGUCCAGUCUGACAGACCUUUGAAACCAAGCGGAGGCGGAGGAGCAGCAGAGGCGGAGGUGCAACGGCGGAAUGGCCGUAGACCUCAGCCAACAGGCCGUGUUAGGCUUCCUCCGGAGCCACGGAGGCUCCGUCAAAAACUCCGAGCUGCUGCUGCACUUUAGCCGCUUCAUCCGGAACAAUGAGGACCGAGACAGAAACCGAGACAUCUUUAAAAAGUUCGUCAACACCGUGGCCACGGUCCGACAGGAGGACGGAGUCUCCUACGUCGUUCUCAGGAAGAAGUUCAGGGUUUCGAUCCAGAGUGGAGGAGAUGCAGGAGGAGUUUCGACUGGACCACCUCGGUCUCCUGCCGGGAGGAGCUCUGACCUGUGCCCGGAGAAGAGAAACCAAACAGCGGUUAAGGGGAGCAGGGAUACUCGCAGAGAAACCCCAGACCAGUUGGCAUCAACAUUAGUACCAGUACCAGUACCAGCAGGAGAACCCCCCAGCACCACGGUCCUUCCUGCAGCUGGCAUUAUCGCCAGCAACAACAACAACAGCGUGGGGAUGGUGGAGGUUGGUGGUGGACCUGCAGCUGUGGUGGCUCCAAAGGCCGUGGUGCCACAGGAGGUUCCUCGGACCUUUGAGCAUCCUGUCCAGCGGGAAUGGUCCAUGGUGGGACAGCAAAGUCUGUCUUUUGGUUCACUUCCUGAGACCACAGUGGAGCUUCCUGUAGUCAGACACCGUGAAGGAACCAGAAAGCGGCAAAAUCCUCAAGUUCUGGUACCUGGGACCCAGCUGACCAGGGUGGCUGGAAUUCCUGGUCAGGAACCUUCUCAACAGAACACGCCUACUGGUCCUAAAGUUUCUCCUAGAGGGUUCAAAUACAGACAGAGUUAUAAAAGUGCAGUUUUUCAGGACGAUGAGGAGGAGGAGGAGGAGGAGGAGCAAGAACAGGAGGCCACACUGAGGCGAGGUUCUGCAGAAGGAGUCUGGUUUUCCAGGGUUCCUUUGGAAGACACAAGAAGAACCAUGUCUGCCUCCUCAUCAUGCAUCUCUGAAUCUCCUGCUCCUCCCUCUGUGGCCUCCUCUUCUUUCUCCUCUUCAUCAGAGAAGACACUUCCAACAAUCUACAUUCAGAACGUGGAAGAAGAAGAAGAAGAAGAAGAAGAAACACUGCGCCUGCGUGCACCAGAGACUAGUUCAGAGUCGGGUUUAGAUGUGGGUCAGACAUACACGUCAGAGGAGUCAACAAUGUCCAGCAGGCGGAGGCGUCCUUCAGACAUUGAUCACCAUUCUCCAUCUCCUCAUAAAGCCAACAAAGAGCUGUUGUUACACCAUGAUGUCCACCAGGGGCAUCAAUGCCCACAGGCUUCAGAUUCUGGAUCCAGGAUGACAAGGUUGUCCUCCAGCCACAGCAGCAUCUUUUCACCUCCGUCUUCUUCUGAUGGAGGUUUCUCUAGCUGCAACUGGCCUUUAUCUGGCUCCUCUAGAGGAUCAGUGUGGAACAGCAGCUGUGAGGACCUGCAGGUGCCACCAGGUGGAAGUAAAGUCCUGGAUGUUCUGCAGCGAUCUCAGAGAACCAAGUCUGCCACAGACCUGGACCGAGCCGAAACCUUGACAAAUGCCUUUCAACACAACCAGAAUGUUGCAGCUCACAGUACAUCAGUGGACUGUCUCCACGACAACCAAGACACAGGACGGUGUGUGUCUCCAUGGCGAUGCUCGACUGGUGAAGUCAACGUCGACCAUGAGGAGGUGGAGUCCAGUGAGGGUUCAGCACAGCAGCGCACCCUGGUGGUCCGGCGUCUCAACAGUCAGCUGAGGAGCAGAAUGUGUGUCAGUUUGGGUGCAGAUUUGGACCAGCUUCUGCAGGAGGAGGCCAGAGCAGGGGUAGGAGGUAGUGAAGCGGCUCGUCUCAACCGCCUCCACCUCCUCUCCUCCUCACUGAGCCUUCGUUACAACCUCUCCUCCUCGUCUCUAUCGUCCUGCUCCACGCCACCACGCUGCCAAAGCCUUGGAAGUUUGGUGGAGGGGGUUGACCGGGGAGGAGGAAAAGAAGGUGGAGGAGCUAGGCUACCUGCUGCCAACACGACUGCCCAGGAGCAGGAGGGCUGUAGAAAGUCACUGGUUCCUCUGGAGCCCAAAGAACACAUGUGGUUGGUUAAGGCAGCUGCAGGGGCGUGGCCUGACAUCUACUCCUUGUUCAGAGAAGAGCCGUCACUUCUCAACAAGCAUGACUUCAUCUCAGGGUUCACAGUGCUGCACUGGAUCGCUAAACACGGAGACCACAGAGUCCUCAACACCUUAUGGUACGGAGUCCAGAAGGAGGGAAUGAUGUUUGAUGUUAACUCCAGGUCGACGUGUGGCCACACUGCGCUCCACAUCGCUGCCAUCCACGGACACAAGAACAUCAUCAGACUGCUGGUCAACAAGUUCAAGGCUGACGUCCGGCUGCGGGACGUGGCAGGAAAGAAGCCGUGGCAGUACCUGAGUGUGCCUAUGUCACCGGACGUCUUUCAACUGCUGGGAGCUCCGGCGAGGGCAGCACUGGGCGCAGCCAAGAGGAUGGACAGCAGCAGCAGCAGCUGGGACCAGCAGCAGGAUCACAGGCGACCACGAAGACGACAUCAUUUCUCUACAGCGUCGUCAGGACAAAGACCACUGACAGUAGCAGACCCCAUCCGAGUAAAGAGGUCAUCGUCCAUCGCUGCUUUACUCAAACACAAGUCUCUGAGACGUUUUCACAUCCACAUGUCGGACUCCUCCGUCUGAAAACAAACCCAGGGAUUAAAUGGUUCCAGCUGAGUAAGGCACUUUUACAAAAGUAUUUUAUCUUCAUCGAAAACAUAAACUACAGGGGGUGCUGUUGGUUUAAAGGCACUGCACAAACUUUCUAAAUGUUUUCACACUUGGUGUUAAAAUACAGCACAGCAGGGGGCACUAGAGAGCCACUCGUCACUAAAAGACAUUUAUUCACUUUUUUGUUGUUGACUUUUUCUUCCUUCACCAACAUCUGUCACCAUUUUGUUAACGUGUAGCAAAUUUUCUUUAUUGCUAACCCAUUAGCUUAUCACUUUGCUAUUCUCUUUGUAUUUGUGUUACAUUUUUGGCCAACUUCCACUUAUCUUUUGGCUACCUUGGCUAUCUUAUUUGCUAACAUGUAGCUAUGAUGCUAUUAGAUAACUACAGUAUAUGACUGUUAGAUUUCUGAAUGAAAACACCUUUUUUCAUAAACUUGCGAUUUUCUUUGUCUUUGGAUGUUUUAGUUUUUUUAAUAUAUUGGCUAACAUUUUUUCACAACCUAACAAUAAAAAAAAAAAAUCUUUUUUAUUUCUGGCUCAAUAGAAAUCACACAAUUCUAGCUUAAUGUACUGAUGAGUUUGUUUUUUCAUUUUAGCUUGUUUUGUUUUGUUUUUUUGGCCCAUUGUCAUCAAGUUUAUUUUUGAAAACCUAGGUCAUAAUUAUGUUUUUUGGGUCUUUUUUGCUAAAACAAUCAUCUCCUAUGCCAAUUUUGUUUUAUAUAUGUCAUGGCUAACUUUAAUAUAUCUUGUGGUGGACUAUAUC
Cynoglossus semilaevis (tongue sole) is the source of this 4477-nucleotide messenger RNA. It is a transcript of the gene sowahb, whose product is annotated as sosondowah ankyrin repeat domain family member B. Lineage: Eukaryota; Metazoa; Chordata; Actinopteri; Pleuronectiformes; Cynoglossidae. The record is from RefSeq and is a predicted model, not a curated record. Gene Ontology annotation, molecular function: protein binding. The coding region runs from base 1001 to 3685 and encodes 894 amino acids. The transcript is spliced from 6 exons.